This is a messenger RNA of Melospiza melodia melodia, 6516 nucleotides long. RefSeq names its product piggyBac transposable element derived 5 (gene PGBD5). The record is from RefSeq and is a predicted model, not a curated record. The transcript has 7 exons. Gene Ontology annotation, biological process: non-replicative DNA transposition. NCBI's taxonomy places the organism in Eukaryota, Metazoa, Chordata, Aves, Passeriformes, Passerellidae. Bases 23 to 1705 code for a protein of 560 amino acids. Gene Ontology annotation, molecular function: transposase activity.
GCGGCUGCUGGCGGCGGCCGAGAUGAUGGCGGAGGGCGGCGGCGGGCCGGCGCGCAGGAAGGCGCUAUCGCUGCUGGAGGCGGCCCGAUCCCGCUACGAGAGCCUGCAGAUUUCCGACGACGUCUUCGGGGAGUCGGGCCAGGACAGCAGCGGGAACCCCUUCUACAGCACCUCGGCCGACUCUCGCUCCGCCGCCUCUUCCCAGGACGAGGACGACGACGAGGAAGACCAGGGGCGCCUGGCGGUGUCGAGCCCGCGGAGCAGGGCGGCCCGGCGCCGCUCUCCCCGGGCGGCGGCCACCCCGGCGGAGCGGCGGCGGCAGCGGCAGGUCUGCAGCGGCAGCGCCGUCCCGGGCGGCCCCGGCCCUAUGGAGGAGGAGGAGGAGGAGGAGGAAGCCGAGAGGGGGGGAUGGACCCGGUCGCUGCGAGACGUCCCACCCCCUCAUUUCAAGGAUGGCAGCGGUCCAACACGAAAAAUGCCCCUGACUGCCAGUGCCAUGGACUUUUUUCAGCUCUUUGUCCCUGACAAUGUACUAAAGAAUAUGGUGGUCCAAACCAACAUGUAUGCAAAGAAAUACCAGGAGAGGUUUGGUAGUGAUGAUGCCUGGAUUGAUGUCACCUUGACAGAAAUGAAGGCCUUCUUAGGCUACAUGAUAUCAACGAGCAUCCACCACUGUGAGUCUGUUCUCAGCAUCUGGAGCAGCGGCUUCUACAGCAACAAGAGCAUUGCACUUAUCAUGACACAAUCAAGGUUUGAGAAGAUUCUGAAGUACUUCCACAUUGUGGCCUUCCGCUCGAGCCAGACAACGCAUAGCCUCUACAAAAUCCAGCCUUUUCUGGACUCUCUGCAGAAUGGCUUUGACUCUGCUUUCAGACCCUCACAAGCCCAGGUACUACACGAGCCCCUGAUAGAUGAGGAUCCUGUUUUCAUUGCGACCUGUACGGAGAGGGAGCUGCGCAAGAGGAAAAAGAGGAAAUUCAGUCUUUGGGUUCGGCAGUGCUCAUCCACUGGUUUCAUCUGCCAGAUUUAUGUCCAUCUCAAAGAAGGGAGUGGUGCUGAUGGGUUGGAUGCUUUGAAGAACAAACCACAGCUUCACAGCAUGGUGGCCAAAAGCCUUUGUCAGAAUGCCUCUGGGAAGAACUACAUCAUCUUCACAGGCCCAAGCAUUACCAGCCUGAAUCUCUUUGAAGAAUUUGAGAAGCAAGAGAUUUACUGCUGUGGGUUGCUGAGCACCAGGAAGAGUGACUGCACAGGACUACCUCCAUCCAUGCUGAACAAUUCUGCAACUCCACAGUCCAGAGGACAGUACAGAAUAAGAAUGAAGGGAAACAUGUCAUUGAUUUGCUGGUACAAUAAAGGGCACUUUCGUUUUCUGACCAACGCCUAUUCCCCAGUUCAACAAGGAGUUAUAAUUAAGAGAAAAAGCGGAGAAAUUCCAUGCCCACUGGCAGUUGAAGCCUUUGCUGCUCACCUUAGCUAUAUCUGCAAAUAUGAUGAUAAAUACAGCAAGUAUUUCAUUUCCCACAAACCAAACAAGACCUGGCAACAAGUGUUCUGGUUUGCCAUCAGCAUCGCUAUAAAUAAUGCCUACAUCCUCUACAAAAUGUCAGAGGCCUACCAUGUGACAAGGUACAGCCGUGCACAGUUUGGUGAAAGACUUGUAAAGGAGCUUCUGGGCUUGGAGGACACCUCACCCACCCAUUGAUGCUUUGCUUUGGUGGCGUAGGCAGGGGCUGGAGGGAAAGCAGAAGAUACCACACCUGGAGCGGCAAAGCAAGGAACUUGUGACACCACCAGUGCUGUCAUCCAAAAAUGCCAAGUGAUGCCACUAGAGAGGUGCAAACUUUGUUCCUAGUAUCAGCUGGAUGUAAACAUCUCAUGCAGAAAGUGCCACUGGAAAAGCUGACACAAAAUUGCAUAUGUGAAUGCCCUGUGGGAAUCUGUACACCGAAAGCAGACUUCAAUUAGCCGUCAUCUCAAUGCUAUUUGUUGAACAGGGUCAUCUUGUAAAGUUCCUCUUGGGCCAAGAGCUUGUCAGAAGCUGGCACAGCUCAGCAGUCCUAGAUGGGCCUUACAGGAAACUCUGCACCUUCCUGGGAGUUGCUAAAUCCCGGGACAAGCCCGUGCAGCUGCCCCGAGGGCUGUGGCUGAGCGCGGCUGCCGUCCCAUCGCUGCUGCUGUCCUCCGCUGGGACAGGCGGAGCAGGGACACUGCAGCAGGCUCUGCACAAACACCACCUUCACAGGCAGGCAGCCAGGAACUGAGGACCAGUCAUGAUUUCUUCUUUCUGUGUUUUUUUUUUUUCCCCUUCGUUUUUAUUAAUGUAACAUAACGACAAUUUGAUCCCAGUUAGAACACAGGAAAAGUAGGAGAAACUAAGUACAUUAGUGAAUUUAAAAUGACAAAUACAUUACAGUGAUUUUCUUUUUUCACCAUGAUGAAACAUUUUUUUACACAAACAGUGAUUAACACUGUACAUAUUAAUUACUGUUAAUUACUGUAAUUAACAGUGAGUAAACCAGUAAGUAAUACUGCCUCACAUCUUAACUGCCACGGUCAGUGUACAGGUGAGAAAUCAAAAUAUACCAACUAGAUUUUUUUUCUUGAUUUCAACUGUAUCUUAAAUGUUGCUUAAAAAGCUAAUGUAAUGGACUGUUAAAGUUUUAAGAACAAUAAUUUCUUGCUUUUUCUUUGGUAGCUGUCAAGACCUUUUUGGUCCACUUUAGAAUUUUGUUUGGUGCACAGUUGGCAGGAAAAAAAGUCACUAAUAGCCAAGGUUUUCCCAUUAUCACUGUGGGGUGUUCUGUAGGAAUUCCUUUUGGUAGAGUUCAGGGCUUGGCACAGUAGUUGUAAUUAAGCAGAUUACAUGUUUAGCAAAAUAACGUAGCAUUGUGUCUUAGAAAAGGAAAGAAGUCCAGUUGCAACCAACCUUAAACCUUGCUAAAAUAGAGCAAGCCCAAAGAGUUCUUGUGUUCCUAGUGACACUGUAGAAGACAAGCAUCAUCGUGAGCUGAUGGUCAAGGCCAUGUUGGUGCUCGUGGAAUCUGAAAGCCACUGGAGUUUCAGAAAUAAAUGCUGAGAGAGAGGUAUGAUUGAAACGAGGGAAUCAAUACUGAGGGGAACUACUACCCUGCCCUCUACACUUUAUUGAUUUCAGUCCACAACUCGAUCAUCAAAAACCUCUGUAUUCUGAAGGUUGGCAGUGAUGGGCACAAACAGAAUUGCAUUAACUUACAGGGCAGAAAAGCACGUUGAUUAGAGGACUCAAGCCUGAAAGUUUUACUCCCAAAGAAUGACUUGAGUUGAUUCAAGAGGAAUGGAGUGAAUGAUUGAUUCAUCAGUGUAAAUCUUAGCAGGUUACAUGCAUCUAUCUGACCAGAGGCAGUAAGGGUAACCAACAUAAAUUUGCAAACUCCUCAUAUUUCAUCAUUCUAUGACAUGCAAAUGCAUAGCAUGUAAAUAAUAAGAGAGGAAGAAUCCAGCAGGGGUUAGUAAAUGAAUGACUAGCCCAUGGAGUAUCCUUGCACUGACACCUUUCUGUUUCUACCAAAGUCUUACUGUUUGGCAUAGACCCAGAGGCAGAUCUCACCUGGUUGCAAGGAGAGAAGGGGAUGGCCAUGGCUGACUCCAUGGUGGUUCUGGACAGCCUGGAGCCUGUCCCACACAUCCUGCUCUGCCUGCCAGCUGCACAAUGAACAGCAGCGAGAUUCCUAAGCAUCCUUUUCACUGCUCAGUCCACAAGAUCUCCACCUGGAAACAUGGGAGAAAGGACAAAACUGUGCACUGAGGCCUCCUAACCACAAAAGAAGGAGGUGGGUUUGUACCACUCUAGCCCUUGACAAUGCCAAGCUGCACAGGAACUCAAGGAUGAGUUCAGAAUUUCUUGACCCUGCAGAGAACUGAGCCCACCCCUCUUCAGACUGAGUGUGUUUGAUAGCUGGUUCUUGUCAGUCUUGUAAGUAUUAGAAGGGAGACAGCAGCUAGCCUGAAGCAUGAAAAAUAAAUGUUCAGCAAUAUAAACCUAUAUUUUUCUUUUUUUUUUCAGGAAAUUUCACAGAGUGUUCUUAUUGCUCCCUGCUUCAUACAAUGCCAGCCUAUAUUGGAUCAGGAAGUGUAGCUACUAGCUCAUUAUAUCCCAUAAAUUUAUAUGGUAGUUGAAACUGGGGCAGUAAGGAAAAGUAUGGCUGGAACUUUACUGGCUUCCUUCCACUCCCAUGCCAUGCUGGGCUAUGUGCAGGAUACCCAUGCCCCCAGCAGACAUGGGAUGGUUUCCAAGACCACCUUGGAGCCACUUGGCAUUUCUGAGGAGUAGGCAGACCACUCUCCAGCUACGCUGUAAGCCCCUGGGAUAAAUCUGGAGCCCUUGGCCAAUUGUUACAUAACUGUGUAUGCUUAAAGGCCUGGAUCUAGGCCAUCCCAUACAGAAAAUGCCUCUUCUUUUUUUGGAUGGCUGUAGGCCUUGAAAUAUUUAAUUUUUCACCAAUGUAUGAAGUUAAUUAUGUGGAUUACUUGAGCUCAAAUCAUGAGAUCCUAGCUUUUUGCCUCAGGGACUGGGUCCUGAGUAGUUUUCCCUAGAAUUGGUGUUGACGGGGGAUUACACAGUGGCUGACUAUUACAGGGAAGAUGCUUUGGUCUCCUUUGUAAAGGAGAAAAAUGAAAACAAAAUUAUAGCUUUGCAAUGAAUUUCAUUUUCUUAGCCUUAAACAUCCCUCAUCAUUUGGAACUGUUGUUCUUAUCAUGCACAAACAUUCCAUAAGUAAGCAAAAAUAUUUAUAUAUAUUUGUAUGUACAAAAUAUCUGAAUUUUGGCUCUUGAAGCCAACAAGCAAAAGCCACCAAAGUGUAGUCUAUAUCUACAGAUGACUCUUCCCCCUCAUCUUCUCCUUUUAUUGACUGGAAGUGGACAGGGUUGGGGAAAAUGAAGAUUUCUCCUUGUUGAAGAAGCGUCUUGCACUUUUUCCGUUACUACAACCAAGGCAAAGUAAUUAAGGAAGAUAUAGGAUAAUUUUUAAAAGGCUAAAGUUUGUCAACUGCAGCUCAGCCUGUGCAGGAUUAUUUCCUUUACUGCAAACUGGCUUACUCAGAUUUGGUUCCCCACCUGCUUGUAACAUUAAAGCCUCUCCCUAAUUAAAGGGGGGGAAAAAGUCUCAAAGUAGUGCGAGGAUGCUCGUUAUAGUGUGUGUAUGUGUGUGUCUAACUGUGCAAUAGCUUGUGAAAUUAUAGUUUGGUUUGUUUGUAGCCUUAAGACAAUCUGGGUAAGAGAUCUGAGAACUUAGCAGUAGGUAAAAUGCAGUCAAAAUGCCAACCAAGUCACAGAGGAAUGUCUCUAAACUUUUUCAGGAAAAAAAAAAGAAGUUCGACACUGAAGGAGUGAAGGGAGCACAGCAUAGCUCCUUUCUCUCCUGCUUAAUUGAAUUUUCACUGACAUUCUAAAAACUGAUACUUACUUGUUUAGAACUGUACUUCUAAGAACCGAUAAUUACUUGUUCAUGGUAUGCAAACUUUAUUUCAAAGAACCGAGACCAUCAGUAGGACAUACCAACCACCUUCUAUGCACACGACUUUCAGGAAAUGCCUGUCAUGCCACGAUCCAUUCUUGGAAAACAUUUCUUUUCCCAGUGUGUAAUGCCACACUUGCCAGAGCUUAGAAGCCACUCGGAAGUGGUUUCCACUGUUGUCUCUGUUGAAAAAUGCUUCAAGGGCUUGCAGGAAUUCUGCCACUUUUUACUUCAGUCCAUCUGUACACUUGACAAUAGGACACAAUUUAAAGAAAUCUCAUCUCCAUUUUCUGUUUCUGUUCUCUAUCCCCAACCUUUCUAUAUACAAAUAGUCUAGGAAUCAUGAUUUAUAGAAGUACAACUUUUUUUUCUUCAGGUAAUUUCUAGAGAAAAUUGAAUUUAGCAACUCAAAAACAGCAUUCCUGUUCUUUACCUCCAGAUAUAUUUCUGUGGCCUUUUUUUCCCCCCAAAGAUGUUACUUUCUUUCUAACAGUUAUUUAGAAAUCUGUCUUGAGUUAGUGAGUAGUGAAAGAAACCUCCAGUAUCCCAUUCUUCCAUUCCUUAGUCCCCUUGUGGUAGUGCUGAUUCCACUGACAAGGGGGGGACUGGGGGAUUAUGCUGCUCUGAUAAUUCUGUGCAUCUCUGGUACUUUCCAAGCAAGGAUUGCAAAGUGUUGUAACAACCUCAGCACUCAUGAGACAUCAUUAGCUUAUCACAGCUUUUCCUUUCCUACCAGACACCAAGGCACAGCACAGAUAAGGGGGGUGAUGAAACUGCAAAGUGGAGUUUGCUCUCCUGCUAAUUAACACCAUGUUCUCUGUUUUCAAUGACUUGGUUCUUGUUCAAAAGCACUUUUCCUAACUAGAAAUGAAAGUAUGCCAAAUACCAUUUCCCCCUAAGUAAGGGCUGUGGCACUUAGCACAGGUUCCUUCAUACAGGCUGGCAUGAGUUAAAACCAAAUUGCACUAAAGGUAAGAGACAAUUUGAUAAAAUGUAGGAGCCCAACAAGCCUAGAGGAA